AUGACUGUCACUCGACGACCACUCUCACCCACCACGGCGUACACCCUAGCGCACACGGCACAAUGCAAGCUCAAACUGGCCGCCAACCGACCGGACCGGAAUCUGCGAUUCGUUCUCGGCCACGCAUUUACCCUGGACAACCUCAUGCUCCGGAUCGUCGAGAUCGAGAAUCAUAGCGCGGGAUCGGCGUUUCAAGAAGCCAACAAGGCCUCCAGCAAACACGCAGACGAGAAUUAUGACUGCACAGCUGCAGCCCAUCCUCAUCACGACCAUCACGAUAGUUCUCAAGGUCAUGAGCACUACGAUUGCACUCAAGUGGGACCGACGCCCGCUGAACCAGAACCUGAAGCUGAACCGGAGCCGUCAUCGGGCCGUGGUCGCAGUAUCAGUUUCCGAGACAACAACGCCCGCCCAUCAAGUACUGCCGGAGUCGGCUCUAACAAUGGACUCACUUCCAAUUCUCCCGGCCGGAAACGGUCGCCUCCGCCAACCUCAAUCUCCGCCGUUGACCAUACGUAUCUGGACGACGAUGGGUCCGGGGACACCACGUCUUCCGAUGACUACGAUGACCCCGAGACCAUUCAGUACAAUUAUGACUCUGGAGGCGCAGCUGCAGCUUCUGCUGCGGAGGAAUCUGAAGAAGCCCAGCACCCCAAACACCGGCCUGUCCAUGAUCCAUAUUCGGAUGAAGAAGACGCGGCUCUCGAGCUCGCAGACGACGAACUGGAGACGGAGGGGGAUGAUGGUGGCUUUGCAGAUGAGGAUGCGGACGAGGAGGAAGGUCUGGGCCUGCAACGCUUCGCCUCUGCAGCUGAUCAGCCGCCGCGCAUGAUCCGGUCCACGUCGUCUUCGUCUUCGUCUGAGGAGGAAGAUCCGAACGAGCCCGUCUCUCCGCCACAGUUGCCGUCAGAUAUCGAUGUCAAGGAGCUCGUCCAGGGUGAGCAGGACGACGAGCUGACCGAUCUGUAUGAGUCUGUGAGACGGUGUCGGUGUCAUGGUCAGAGAGAUAGGGCGGGAGGUGCUGCGUCGGGGGUCUGGGAUGUCCCUGUCGAGAAGACGGGCGGGAAGAGGUUUGCUGUUGUUGCUGUGGCUGCUUGA
Messenger RNA from Capronia coronata CBS 617.96, 1098 nucleotides. RefSeq lists its product as uncharacterized. The transcript has a single exon. The record is from RefSeq and is a predicted model, not a curated record. Bases 1 to 1098 code for a protein of 365 amino acids. NCBI's taxonomy places the organism in Eukaryota, Fungi, Ascomycota, Eurotiomycetes, Chaetothyriales, Herpotrichiellaceae.